Haliotis rubra (blacklip abalone) is the source of this 1107-nucleotide messenger RNA. RefSeq lists its product as uncharacterized. Lineage: Eukaryota; Metazoa; Mollusca; Gastropoda; Lepetellida; Haliotidae. Gene Ontology annotation, biological process: DNA integration. Bases 1 to 1107 code for a protein of 368 amino acids. The transcript has a single exon. Gene Ontology annotation, molecular function: nucleic acid binding. The record is from RefSeq and is a predicted model, not a curated record.
AUGAUCAAGGACUUUGAUGAUAGACUGCACCAUUAUGGGCCUGAAAGACUACUUGCAGAACUACGCAGAAAGGUGUGGAUCCUUCGAGGUCGAGAAGCAGUCCAGAAACACCAAAGGAAGUGCAUCGAAUGCCAGAAGCUACGAGCAAGCCCAAAGUUGCCCAAGAUGGCAGAUUUGCCAAUAGCGAGACUUCGCCUACAUAAACCAGCCUUUUACUCCACUGGAGUUGACUGCUUUGGGCCUAUGAGGAUAAAACUGGGUCGUCGACAGUAUAAAAGAUGGGGAGUAAUCUUUAAAUGUAUGACGACUAGGGCAGUACAUCUUGAUCUCCUGAAAAGUAUGGACUCGGACGCUUUCCUGUUGGCAGUGAGAAGAUUCAUCGCACAUCAUGGUAAACCAUAUGAACUACUCUCAGACUGUGGCACAAACUUUAAAGGUGGAGAGAGCGAACUUCACGAUGCAUUCACUGCAAUGAAUCCUGAGAUUAACAGCCAGCUGUCCUCACAGAGAAUCCGAUUUCGGUACAACCCGCCAUAUGCUCCACAUUUCGGAGGCCUGUGGGAGCGGGAGAUAAGGUCAGUGAAACAGGGACUGUAUGCCAUAUUAGGGGAGCAAACCGUCACAGAAUCUGUGCUUAGAACAGUCCUUGCAGAAAUUGCCUCCAUCCUGAACUCAAAACCUCUAGGUUACGUGUCGAGUGAUAUAGCUGAUGUUGACCCUGUCACUCCCAAUCCACUCUUGCUUGGAAGAUGUGAUGCGUCACUCCCUCAAGUAGUUUAUCCUGAAGAUGAAUUGCUUGGGAAGAGGCGCUGGAGGCAUAGUCAGAUACUGGCAGAUCAGUUUUCGAAGACCUUCAUACGUAGAUAUCUGCCAUCACUACAGUCGCGUGGUAAAUGGCAGAAAGAUCGGGACAAUGUAAAAGAAGGUGAUGUAGUUAUGAUCGUGGACCCCCAGCAGAUACGUGCCAAGUGGUUGGUUGGACGAGUCACUGACGCGUUCAGUGGUUCAGACAGGAGAGUGCGCUCUGCCAGCGUCAGAGUAGGGGAACAAGACUAUCAGAGACCAGUAUCCAGAUUGGUAAAGCUGCCAGAUCUGGACAAUGAGUGA